Varroa destructor (honeybee mite) is the source of this 3000-nucleotide messenger RNA. RefSeq lists its product as uncharacterized. The record is from RefSeq and is a predicted model, not a curated record. Lineage: Eukaryota; Metazoa; Arthropoda; Arachnida; Mesostigmata; Varroidae.
CGUCCUAUUACACUUGCAGAUGUUGUAGCUGGUGGAAAAAAACUGCGGCAGCGAAUGCCAAUCGAUCGGCCUGCAGAAGCGACGCAUCUCAAAAAGGUAGCCGCAGGACCUCGCACACAUACAUGACUUUGAGCUGUUGAAGAGGUCCGCAAGACGAACCGAAAGUUGGGCCGGUAAGAACUAUCAGCAGACCGAAGCAACCGUAAGAAGAUUUGUUUGUGAGCAGAGCAACAGCUUGUAGUGUCGCAGUCGAAUUCGUGCGCGUGUCCGAUUCCCUAGAUUCAUUUUCGUCUUAUUUAUUUUCUAUACUUUUUCAUCUUCGGCCUACUACGGCUGUGGCAGGUGUUUUCGCCUCCUGUAGCAAGUGGCCUGCUGUGCAAUUUGUACUAACGGCAACGUCGCCGACCCACAAACGAAAGCAGAAAUCGUCGCCGUUCAGUUGUUUCGUACCAAUCGUUCGUUUGCUAAUCUGCCGGUGCUAGCCAAGCGCUCUGUUCAGCUUGAAGCGUGUAUGGCGUUGUGGCUCGCACGAGAAUUAAACUGCUAUACACCGAACGCUCUGUGUAGCUGAUGCAAAUGUAAAGUAACAAAGGAAGAAAAAAAAGAGUCAGAGUAGUCUGGUUUUGGGUUGCCUAUUCGCCAUAACCGCCAACGCUGAAAACACAGACGUAGGUAGUUCGAGUUCUGCAUAGGACCACUCUAGCGCUGUGAUCGCUACCAGCGUCUACUAGAGCGACCAGUACGAACAUUAGUGCACGUUGCAGCCCGCCAACAACCAGGACGGCAACGCCGCUUUAAUGAAGAGACGAACGAGAGCUGCGCACUAGAUAAACGCAGUUUAUGAACCAGUUACAUCGGUGUCUCACUUACGGCUGGCUAGCUUUGAGCACAUGGUGGCGCUGCGAACGAUUCUAUUGAAUUGUGUUAAGGCUAGCUGUGUGUAGUCAGCCAGCCGCCAUUUAGUCAGCUAGUAAAUGAGUUGUCGAUCAUUUUCAACACUUGAAGUCAGCGCAAGAGCAGCUUAGACCCUUGUUGAAGCUUUUCCCGAUGGGUUACUGCGAACGUCGGGCCACGAUGCCGGGAAGACGCGCAGACCUCUGAACAACAGCGGACGUUAUAAAAAUCAAAUUCGUCCAAAAACAUAGAUCACGAUUCGGAUUAAGCGAACGUAACGGUGCCGUUAAAGUGCUUGUGACCGAUUAUGUCCUGUCAUCAGCCGUCAGUUCGAUGUUCGCUCACUAUGAAAUAAUCAGUCCGGAUAUAGCUAGCUGGCAAGCCGCACGGAGGACUCACGUUAAGAAACAGUGUCUGUGUCGAGCAAAUAGAACGAACAAUCUAACUGAGUAUAUACGAACUCGUACAUCGUGUGAGCGCAUUACGGACAUCACCAAAGUUAUCGAUGGCUGGUGACGCCGAUUCUUCUUCGGUAAGCGGGGUGAUCGACCCAUCAUCAAGCUACACCCACAAGCUCAUCUGUCUUCCAGAUGCUGAUACGCAGCCACGGGGGAGUGCCAGUCGCUCAGGCGCUAAUCCUAGCUCUAAUUCCGUUAUUGUCGUCGAUAACAGUGAUCGCAAAAUAGAUAGCAGCGAAAUGAGCGGAUGUCUAAGGAUGGCGCGUUCUUUUUCGAUGGAUGACGAUAUCCUUUCGGACAUCUUCUUCGAGACGGAUUGCCUGCCGCACUCUGGUGGCUUUCUCGAACGGACAGCUGCCUCCAGUACCCCGACACCGAUAGAGGAUUACACGAUGUCCUUCUGCCGACCUGAAUCAGCAACACCAUCUUCGCUUCUUGACUUCGAGAGUCGAGGCGACGACGAUGACUCGCUCUUUCCGGACCUGGCAGAUCCAGUUGCGGACGACGAAGAGCUAGUAGAUCUCAUCAUCGAGCAAGCAACGUUACUUAGCAAGACAAUCCUUCGCUACCUCAUGGUCAUGAUUUAGAUCACUCGAGACAUCGGCUUCAAACAUCGAACUACUUUACCCGGUCCUGUUGAAUAGGUCAUCAAUCAUAGUAUAAUGAAAACAAUUAUGCGACCAGAUUAUGACUGACGGCUGGAACAUGCAUUGAACAAAAGCAGAAAAACAAGUACUUGAAAAAUUGCUAGAUGGCUUUAUUGAUUUGCCAUUGUCGUUGCUUAAUAUGCCAUCGAGAAAAAAGCACUAUAUCAGACUCGUUUUUUUUGUAUUUCAGACGACAGCUACAUUAACAGGAUACCGCUGCAAUGAAUGAAAAGCGAAUUUAUCAUUGGCCAUUGAUUGACUGCUGCUACAUGAUGGCUUAGAUCGAUAAUUAUUCCAAAAUAAAACACUGCUCUAACACUGAAAUAGCUUAAUCCCAAGGCCUAACAAAUAUCACACUGUGUCGAUACACGAAUCAGACAAAACAGCAGUAUACUUCUAUCAUUUAGCAUAAAGCUGCUUAAUUAGAGCGACACAUAGACGAUUAGCUAGUAAGGAAAUGCCAGACCAAGAAGUUUACCCCCCCCCCCCCCCACAAAACGCUUGUCGAGAAUAACACGCACUGUAUCUUCGUUUCUACUGUUAUUAUUUAUUGUUUAUUAUAAUUGCCGUUUUGGAAAAUGAUGAUUUCUAUAUUCAAAUACUUUCAACAGCUAUGUCAAUACGUGUGUACAUAUAUAUAUACAUAUAUAUAAGCGUUGUUGAUGUUUUACUGGAAUCAUUCUGUUUUUAUUGAUAAAUACAUAGCUAACCAAAUAAUAGUUGCACCACCAAAAAGUAAUUUUUACUAAGAGAAGAUUUCGCGGAAAAACUUUUCCAUUAAGUGACUUUUAUCUAUUUAGGUACUUUGCUUAUGCGUAGUUAACGAAUUUCUCAUCUUCUUUUUUAAAAGAUCGCUCCAAAGCAUCAAUAAGGAAAGAUUUGACAAGGUAGGUAAGCGAACGCCUCUAUCAAAAAAAAAAUCCCUAUGAUGUCUGACGUGAUAACAUUGUUCGAAUUUUAUUAUAUAGGGAAAAAUAGCGACGGCAUGAUAUGAUGAGUAG